Molecule: messenger RNA, 1409 nt
Organism: Rhea pennata
Lineage: Eukaryota; Metazoa; Chordata; Aves; Rheiformes; Rheidae
Product: maleylacetoacetate isomerase-like
Exons: 10
Coding region: 453-1127 (224 amino acids)
Biological process (GO): L-phenylalanine catabolic process; glutathione metabolic process
Cellular component (GO): mitochondrion; cytoplasm
Molecular function (GO): maleylacetoacetate isomerase activity; glutathione transferase activity
Source: RefSeq, a predicted model, not a curated record
AAUCCGCUUUAUUAUUCUGCCUAUCUAGCUUAUAUAACCUUUCCAGCAAGCUCAUGCGUCCACGCGCCUCGCAAAGCAUUUCUAUUGGUUGUCUAGCACUGUCCACGCGCAUCUGCUCAGUUUCGAAUAGGCUGCUGUGUUGACUCUCUUCCCAGGUGCACAUACUUCUGCUUAUCUUGGUUUCUCACUCUUCUUGCCUUCAAGGACUUCUUCUUCGGUGACCUUGAACAGCCUGUUGCUUAUUUCAGCUCUUCAUACUCCUGUAAAAUAGCCAGGGCCCCGACACAGGGCCCCGACAACUCUCUGCGAGAAUAAACCAAAGAGGACAAGCCCAGGAGGUCUUGUGGUGCACAUGCAGGAAGUAAACUGCAGCCCUGAAAGGAAGAUGAGUUACGCAGCGGCAAAGGGGAUUGCAUACAUUGACCAUGGCGUCUGAAAAGGUGAGACCUUGAAUGCAGCUGAGGAAGCUGUCUCAUGCUGGAGUUCAGGUAGAGCCGAUACUUUAUAGCUAUUUUCAAAGUUCCUGCUCUUGGAGAGUGAGAAUUGCACUGGCUUUGAAAGGGAUUGUCUAUGACCAGGUGCCAGUGAACCUCCUGAAGGACGGGGGGCAGCAGUUUUCUGCUGAGUUCAAGGCACUGAAUCCAAUGCAGCAAGUCCCAGCCUUGAAAAUUGAUGGCAUCACCCUUUCUCAGUCGAUCGCUAUAAUUCAUUACCUAGAAGAAACCCGGCCUAACCCCAGGCUCCUACCCCAAGAUCCAAAGAAGAGAGCCCAAGUCAGGAUGAUCUCAGAUCACAUUGUCUCUGGCAUUCAGCCACUCCAGAACCUGAGUAUCCUGCAACGAAUGGGGGAGAAAAAAAUGGAAUGGGCUCAGCAAUGCAUCACAUUUGGCUUCCAAGCACUGGAGCAGAUUCUGCAGCAUACUGCUGGAUGCUACUGUGUGGGGGAUGAGGUGUCCAUCGCUGACUUGUGCUUAGUGCCUCAAGUUUUCAAUGCUGAAAGAUACAAAGUGGACCUGGCUCCAUAUCCCACAAUAACCAGAAUCAAUAAAGCUCUCCUAGAGUUGGAAGCAUUCAAAGCCAGCCAUCCAUCCCGGCAGCCAGAUACCCCUGCAGAACUGCGAGCUUAAAGCCCUUUUACACAUUAAAUCAAGAAAGCUGGAGUGGCAAAGAGGACAACAGCUAAAGGUUGAGGAGGAUUUGAGUGCCAGCAGGAAAUACUCACAUCUCAUUGUCACCUGAAUGGAAUGAAGGAAGGACAGAGGGAAAGCCCUGUUGCUCCAGAAGUAGCCUGCAUGACUCAAAAGAGCUAUCACUGUGCUGGAAAGAUCGCAGCUACUUCUGACUAUGUUUUUCUAUUUUAUCUCUCUCCAUGAAGCAGAAUAAAAGAGAAGCAUCCAUAACUAUUAGAA